Messenger RNA from Pochonia chlamydosporia 170, 405 nucleotides. RefSeq names its product killer toxin, Kp4/SMK-like, core. The record is from RefSeq and is a predicted model, not a curated record. The transcript is spliced from 2 exons. The coding region runs from base 1 to 405 and encodes 134 amino acids. Gene Ontology annotation, cellular component: extracellular region. Lineage: Eukaryota; Fungi; Ascomycota; Sordariomycetes; Hypocreales; Clavicipitaceae.
AUGGUCUCCCUCAGCAUCAUCGCCACAUUUGUUGCCAGCGCCGCCGCUCUUGGUAUCAACUGCCGCGGUUCCGGUGGCUGCAACUUCAACGACGCCAAGUUGAGCGAUGUCUUGACCCAAGUUAAGCAGAUUCAAGCUCAGGGCAAUGGCAAUCAUCGCUAUAACACAGGAGUCCAACUUGCUUGUGCCCAAGGCCAAUACGCCUCCAUUUGUGCCUUCUACCAAAAUGGCGCCAGCGGCACGGCUAAUGAUGCUGCCGGUCAGCUUCAGGGUCUGGUUGAUCACAAGUGCUCGCAGUGUGGUUCUAUUCCCACCCAGCCAGGAAAUGAUGUCAGCAAAGGUGAGCUCACUGUUAAUGUUGUGAGCGCGCCUUGCUGCAAGGGUAACUGUGUUUGCCCAAUUUAG